AUGCGAAAUUUGAGCUUGCUUGGUCUGCUUCGGAGGCGUUUGGUGUCGUCGUUGGCUGCAGAGUCGACCGUUGAUCAAGUUGAUUGGCCACAGAGGCUUUCGUCAUUGAGCGAGGCAUUGUAUCGAACACAUGGUUCGCCCUCUUGUGGUUCUGCAGCUGGUUUCGCUACCUCAUUGGGAAAUCGUUAUUUCCAUGCCACAGGGUUUUGCUGCGCACCUGAAAGAGACUACUAUAAAACUCUCGGCGUUUCGACAAGCGCAAGCCGAGACGAGAUUAAAAAGGCUUUUCGUGUGCUUGCCAAGAAGUACCAUCCAGAUGCAAAUAAGGACAAUCCUUCUUCUAAGAGAAAAUUUCAAGAAAUAAGAGAUGCCUAUGAGACUUUGCAAGAUCCUGAAAAGAGGGCACAAUAUGACAAGAAGCGCUUAAGUGGGUCAGAAAACGUAGGGUAUACUGCUGGGGAUGCAGAGGGGUUCAGAUAUGAUAAUCAAACUCAUGGUGCUGCUGGUGCAGAAGGGUUUAGAUAUGGUUUUCAAACUCAUUUUUCCAGUUCAUUCCAUAAAAUAUUCUCAGAGAUCUUUGAACAUGAGUUUGAUCAAGUUGCAGCUGAUAUUGAGGUGGAGCUGUCACUCUCUUUCUCUGAAGCUGCUAAAGGAUGCACAAAGCAUCUCUCUGUCGAUGCACAUGUUCCCUGUGAUUCUUGCUGUGGGCGUGGCUCUCCACUGAAUGCCAAGACCAAAGUUUGUCCUACUUGCAGAGGUAUUGGGAGAGUUACAGUUCCUCCAUUCACAUCAACAUGCAGUACUUGUAAAGGGGCGGGCAAAAUAAUCAAGGAAUCUUGCAUCUCAUGUGGAGGGUUAGGGGUUGUUGAAGGCACUAGAGAGGUUAAAGUUUCGAUACCAGCAGGUGUGGAUUCUGGAGAUACAAUCCGUAUUCCGGGGGCUGGGAAUAGUGGGGUACGAGGAGGUCAACCAGGCUGUUUUUACAUUAAACUAAAGGUUGCUGAAGAUCCUAUCUUUGCUAGAGAUGGUGCAGAUGUUUAUGUGAACUCUAAUAUUAGCUUUACGCAAGCUAUUCUUGGUGGUAAGGUUGAGGUACCAACUUUGUCUGGGAAGAUAGAAGUAAAAAUACCAAAGGGGGUUCAGCCUGGACAACAUAUUGUACUAAGAGGCAAAGGACUGCCAAAACAUGGUUUUCUAGUUAACCAUGGAGAUCAAUAUGUGCGCUUCCGAGUUAGAUUUCCGACUGAAAUUAACGAACGCCAACAUGCUAUAUUAGAAGAGUUUGCAAGGGAGGAAAUUAUGCAUGGAAACAGCACUUCCAAUAAAAGAGAUUGGAAUGAUGUUUUCAUUGUUCAAAACGAAAUCGAUUCCAGGGAGACCCCUAAUACCUCGUUGACAUGGAAUACCUCAAAAAAUUUGACACUGGGUUCUCUGCCAAGCUCUGCUCCUCCCUUGCCAGCAGCUGCAGUAUCUGCUCUGUGGCAUGAGAAGUUUGGGGGACCAGAUCUUCCACCUCCUCCCCUUUAUGUGUUGGAAGACCUUCCUGAUCUCAAGUCACAGCCAGUCACUUAUACUCUAUUUAAGUGGACGAUAAGGUCAGCAGUCUUUAGCAAGUCUGAGUUGGUAACCUUCAAUGUGGCAGUGGGGAAGAUGACAAGGAAAAAAGUCGGCCUAGUUGAGGCUGAUGUUCAGCAUGGUGCUCUGAUUAUUCCUGCUGCACCCAACAAGGAAGAAUGA
Molecule: messenger RNA, 1737 nt
Organism: Prunus armeniaca (apricot)
Lineage: Eukaryota; Viridiplantae; Streptophyta; Magnoliopsida; Rosales; Rosaceae
Source: the annotation of a GenBank genome assembly